Messenger RNA from Vicia villosa (hairy vetch), 889 nucleotides. RefSeq names its product ethylene-responsive transcription factor ERF086-like. The record is from RefSeq and is a predicted model, not a curated record. Bases 47 to 889 code for a protein of 280 amino acids. Gene Ontology annotation, biological process: regulation of DNA-templated transcription. The transcript has a single exon. Gene Ontology annotation, molecular function: DNA binding; DNA-binding transcription factor activity. Lineage: Eukaryota; Viridiplantae; Streptophyta; Magnoliopsida; Fabales; Fabaceae.
CUUCCCUACCUUAACCAACAUAAAUUUUCUCACCAUUUUCCUAACCAUGUCCACCUCUAGAGCCUCAUCAAACACUUCCCUCAAAGGACAUGACCAUCAUCACAAUCAACCUCAAAUAAACUUAUCUCUACUUCAACGGAACACGUCGGUUUACAGCGACAAAAGAGGAAGAAGAAAACAAGUAGAACCUGGUAGGUUUCUUGGUGUAAGGAGAAGACCUUGGGGUAGAUAUGCAGCUGAAAUCAGAGAUCCUAAUACUAAAGAAAGACAUUGGUUAGGAACUUUUGAUACUGCUCAAGAAGCUGCUUUUGCUUAUGAUAGAGCUGCUCUUUCCAUCAAAGGCAGCGAUGCUAAAACAAAUUUCAUAUAUUCAACUCAAUCUGAUGAAACCAAUCUUCACAAUGUUGUUAAUCCUUUAGAUCCUCAAAAAACACAACCAGUUACCAACCAAACCAGCCUUAGUAAUUCUCAUUUGAACAAUGAGAAUUUGUUCUUCUCUGAUGAUUCUACUAACUCAGGCUAUCUUGAAUGCAUUGUUCCUGUUAACUGUUUCAACCCUAUUUCAAAUACCAACGAUUCAAACUUUGAUCAUAAGAGCAAUGCAAGUGGUUCAAGUGAACAUUGCCAAAACGGUGUUGAUUCCAUUAGUACAGCAAAUUUCAUGCAGGGUCAAUCAUUUUUUGACAACAAUGCAUUCUCUCAAGAAGCAUUAUACAUGGACACAAGUGAAAGUAGUGAAGACUUAUGGGAUUGCAAAUAUAAUGAACUUUCAGCUAUUUUUAACAAACCGUUGAGUAAUGAAAGUUCAAACUAUGAACUAAUGACAACUCAUGAUGUUUCUUCAUAUUCUUCUUUUGGCGAAGUUGACAUGGAAUACUCGCUCUUUUGA